Molecule: messenger RNA, 1021 nt
Organism: Megalobrama amblycephala (Wuchang bream)
Lineage: Eukaryota; Metazoa; Chordata; Actinopteri; Cypriniformes; Xenocyprididae
Product: ladderlectin-like
Exons: 6
Coding region: 337-795 (152 amino acids)
Source: RefSeq, a predicted model, not a curated record
UAUAUAAUCAUUCUAAGUGAACUGAGUGAAGGGAAGAACAGGUAAAGGGAAGGACGUGGGGGAGAAGGAACAAAUAUGAAGGAAGGUCAGGAGGGAAAGAAAUUUUCCACUAUCUUCACUCUGUGGGGUAUGGAGACAAAUUCCUGCAUGUAUUUGUGUCCGUAUCUCAGGAGAUCAAACUAUCAAACAAUCACAUCCUGUUUCAUCCUCAUGCCUAUCCUACUAAUCCAUACAUGCGUGACAUUAAAAAAAGUAUAAAAGCAGGAUUAUUUCUGGAACUUCACACAAUCUUACUCCGAGAUUCAGAAGGCAACAAUUUGAAAACCAGGGUUCAUCAUGACAAUGCUGAGAAAUGUUCUGCUUCUUUUCAUUAUCUUCUCCAUGGGGAAUGCAGAAGUUGAGUUAGCUGUAAAAUGCCCCCCUGGAUGGAAAAAUUUUGGAGUCCGGUGCUACAAGUACUUCUCUCAGUCGGUCAACUGGAUUACAGCAGAGAGAAACUGUCAAAGUCUUGGUGCGAAUCUGGCAUCUGUACAUAGUAAACUGGAAAAUGAUUUCCUGCUGAGUCUGGUGCCUUCUUCCACACUGGCUUGGGUUGGUGCUCAUGAUGGUGAACAAGAAGGACAGUGGUUGUGGAGUGAUGGAACUGCGUAUGACUACACCAACUGGUGCUCUAAUGAGCCUAAUAGUGCCAAUGGUGCUGAGAACUGUCUGGAGAUCAACUGGACCUCUAACCGUUGCUGGAACGAUGGGUCCUGCUCAGUGUCAAACAAAUAUGUUUGUGUUACGGACAUGUGAGACCGAGUCAUAUUGCUCUACAGUUACUUUGAUUGUACUAUAUUUACUUUUUCUGAUUUUACCUUUACAAAAUGUUAUUUGGAAAUCAAAUUUCUUUUAAUCUCUUCUUAAUAUCUUCUCUGAAACACUACUCAAACUAAUAAACGCAUUGAUAAAGCAAAUCAUGUGGAUCGUUAAAUUCAUUUAUAUCAAAAUAUAAGAAUAUUGUGUUGCAAGGUUUAAUGAU